UCGACCAUCCCACCCUGUCCCAUGGCGUGCUGGGAAGUGGUGGGCGGUGGUGACAAGGGUGGCAUUUUGGUGCGCGCUGGACAAGGGACUUCCAGUGAGCAGCUUCCCGAGCGCCUGAGCACCGGCGCAGUGGUGGAGGAGCUGCAGCUGGUGGGUGAACGCUUGCAGUACCAGCUGCGGUCCGGCGAAGGGCCGAAGACCGGAUGGGUCAGCAUCAGCCUGAAGGACAAGGCCCUUCUGAUCCGCAAGGACGAUGCUCCGGCGAAGGCAGCCGGUCCCAAGGAGCUGAGGGAAGGGGACUACUUCGUGACUUUGGGUCCCAUCUUCAAGAAAGCUGGGAGCGAUCCUGAAAGUGCCAAGAUCUUGCAGCUGAACCGAAAGGUGGGUGCUGUGGUCCACACCACUGGCAAGAUCUGGAAAGGCCCCACGGGCGGCUUCUGGGUUGAGCUGGACGUGUCCAGCGGCGACAGCGGCGCGGGCGAGAAGCCCGGCUACGUCAUGAUCGACGCGAGUGGCUUCGGGACGCCUGGGCCGUGUUUGCAGAAGGCCUAUGUGGAGGAUGGUGCCCCCAUGAUCCUGAAGGCGCUGAGACCGGAUGCCUUGAAAGCAUGGGAUGGAAGCACCAACGACAAGGAGUUCUUGGCCUUUCCCAAGACCACGGGGGCUGAGAUCAGGAUCGUGCUCGGGAUGCUCUAUGGAGUCAAGGCAGAGGCCGUCACCGUGAAGGCGGGCGAUGCCACGCUGGAACCUGGCGAUGCGAUCGGCGAGCGCUUCAAACACGGCGACCAUGUGAGCUUUGAGGUGGCUGGUGGGAAAGCCAUGAAAUUGGUGGUGAUGAGUCCGUUGGAGCUGGGAGAGAAGCUGACGGAGCUGGAGAUCAAAGAUGAUUGGACGGUAGGACAAGUGAGAAAGUUGCUUUGCAGCAUCACCGGCUUGAAGGAAGGCUCCAUGCUGAUGGCCAAGGGGAAGAUGGGUGAACGUGUCAGUGAAGAUGCGCAGUUGAAACUCACUGACCUGGUGGUGGACUACGGCUACAAGGAUGGCGAUGAGAUUGGUUUCAUCUACAUGGGAGACCCAGAGGCCGACCUUAAGGCCUUCCUUGAGAGGAAGUGAAGUGCUGGGAAAUUUCCGGCGCAAAAGAACUGUGGAGCGUCGCAGAACACGUGGUGGCACUGGG
This is a messenger RNA of Cladocopium goreaui, 1177 nucleotides long. The record is from the annotation of a GenBank genome assembly. NCBI's taxonomy places the organism in Eukaryota, Dinophyceae, Suessiales, Symbiodiniaceae.